AUGGGAGACCAUCCGUCCAUCUCAACCCCCUGUUCCCCCAGGGGUCCCUGUCCUCCUGAGUCUGGUCAGGGGAGGUGCAUUAUUAAUCACAGCACCACCCUGCCCACCACCACCCUGCCCACUACCCACCACCACCACCACCUCCCUGCCCACUGCCCACCACCACCCUGCCCACUACCCACCACCACCCUGCACACCACCACCCUGCCCACUACCCACCACCACCACCACCACCCUGCCCACUGCCCACCACCACCCUGCCCACUACCCACCACCACCCUGCCCACUACCCACCACCACCCUGCCCACUACCCACCACCACCCUGCCCACCACCACCCUGCCCGCUACCCACCACCACCCUGCCCACUACACACCACCCUCCUGCCCACUACACACCACCCUCCUACCCACCACCACCCUGCCCACUACCCACCACCACCCUGCCCACUACCCACCACGCACCUACCCAUCACCACCCUGCCCGCUACCCACCACCACCCUGCCCACUACCCACCACCACCCUGCCCACCACCACCCUGCCCGCUACCCACCACCACCCUGCCCACUACACACCACCCUCCUGCCCAUUACACACCACCCUCCUACCCACCACCACCCUGCCCACUACCCACCACCACCCUGCCCACUACCCACCACCCUCCUACCCAACACCACCCUGCCCGCUACCCACCACCACCCUGCCCACUACCCACCACCACCCUGUCCACUACCACCCUGCCCACUACCCACCACCACCCUGCCCACCACCACCCUGCCCACUACCCACCACCACCCUGCCCACCACCACCCUCCCCACUACCCACCACCACCCCUGCCCACUACCCACCACCACCCUGCCCACCACCCCCCUCCCCCUAUAG
Molecule: messenger RNA, 882 nt
Organism: Coregonus clupeaformis (lake whitefish)
Lineage: Eukaryota; Metazoa; Chordata; Actinopteri; Salmoniformes; Salmonidae
Product: extensin-like
Exons: 3
Coding region: 1-882 (293 amino acids)
Source: RefSeq, a predicted model, not a curated record